AUAUGCUUCGCGCCUUUAGUCGCGGCCGUUCUUCUCGGAAAAUCUGACGGAUCGUUUCCGUUCAGACCGGGAAAUCGAGCGUCGUUUCCUGGUCUUCAGGAGAUGCUCGGCUGGGGAUGCGCUCGCCGCUCCCGAUUGAUGCAGUGAUCUCGGAGUGUCCGAUCCGAUCGAACGCGCAUUGAUGUCGUGCGCGUGUCGUCCGAGUGUAAGGUGUGAAGCGUUGCCGAUCGGUCCGGGAGGGGUCCGGGCGAGGCUCGGUGUCGGCGCGGCACUUCAUUCAUAGAGCGGGGCGGAGGGGCGGCGGGACGGCGCAGGGCGGGCGGAGAGUCAGUCGCGCGCCGACCGCGGCCCGUGUCCGUGCAGCCAUCUCGGGCGGCCUCGCAUGCCGCGCCCGCGCGCCCGCUAGCGCCGGGCUGGCCGCCGCGCGCAGGUGAGUCCCCUGCAUCGAUCUGUCCGCGCUGCGCAUGUGCCCCGCCCGCCCCGCGCACCCUCCGCCGGCGAGCUAUUGACCCGCCUGCAUCGCGACCUGAUAUCUGCCGAUCGACGAGAUCUCGUCUCGUGAACUCAUCUCUACGGUGCCCCGUGCUCGUCAAAGUGGAGUCUUUUACCCAUCUGUGGAUCGGCACAUGUGCAGCCUGGCGGCGCUGGCGCGCGGCUGCCGGCCCGCGGCCAAGCCGUGCUGUCUGUGCUGGUGCUGCUGCUGCUCCUGCUCCUGUCUGGCGGCGCGCGGCUCGGAGGCCGGCCCCGGCAAGAAGCCUCCCGAACCGGGACCACAGGAACCCCUUCUACAGGAAGGCGACGCGCCGCCAUCGCUGGAGGAGAUCCAAGGCUGGGGGCAGUCGUUCGACCGGCUGAUGCGGAGCACCGCCGGCAGGAAGGUGUUUCGUGACUUCCUGCGCGGCGAGUACUCGGAGGAGAACAUAAUGUUCUGGCUCGCGUGCGAAGAGCUCAAGCGAGAGACCGACCCCGACGCCGUCGAGGAGAAGGCGCGCUUUAUCUACGAGGACUACAUCUCUAUACUGUCCCCUAAGGAGGUGUCUCUCGACUCGCGGGUCCGAGAGAUCGUGAACCGCAACAUGGUGGAGCCCACGCCGCACACGUUCGACGAGGCGCAGCUGCAGAUCUACACGCUGAUGCACCGCGACUCGUACCCGCGGUUCGUCAACUCGCCGCUCUACAAGACGCUGGCGCGGCUGCCGGAGCCGUGACGCAGCCGCCGGCGCCGCCCCCGCGCGCCCCGGCGACCCCUCCCCUGUAAAUAGUUUCGAUAUACAUUCAUUUAAACGGGUACUAAUUUUGUACAUAGUUAGGUUAAGUGUGAGAGUAGAGACGGCGCGCACUCACCGCCGCCGCGGCCACUUCGCUGGUCCACCGCCAGCCCCCGCCCCUCCCCUCCCUCGCCCCCGCCCCCGCCCCACUUCGUCUCCGCAGGCGCCCGACGUGGCCGCCCCUCGCACGUCUUGUUAGAAGCAAUAAAGGUGGACCAAUUAAGUUUGCCGAAGAGUCAACGAAUAAAUUUGUUCAUGUACGACUGUAA
Messenger RNA from Bombyx mori (domestic silkworm), 1537 nucleotides. It is a transcript of the gene Dhit, whose product is annotated as regulator of G-protein signaling 20. The transcript is spliced from 6 exons. NCBI's taxonomy places the organism in Eukaryota, Metazoa, Arthropoda, Insecta, Lepidoptera, Bombycidae. Bases 627 to 1208 code for a protein of 193 amino acids. The record is from RefSeq and is a predicted model, not a curated record.